AUGAGCGGCGGAGCAGCCACAAUCCUCCCAGCAGAGAGCACUCCCCGCGUCAUUCCAGGAAUUGCCGGUGGCCAGAGCAAUGGGCCUUCCACCUCCCGGUCAGCCGGCAAAGGUCGGCGGAGACGAGCAGCAGCGGAGAUGCGGCGCAUCGAGCAGCAGCGAUGGGGCGAGGCCCUAGUAGCACCGGACGAUGACGCCAGCAAUGACGUGAGCCCGUCCCCCACGGAAGCCGCGAGGUUGUCGCUCAUGCAGCAGACGGCCUCCGCGCGCAGGCGGCAGCAGCGCCGCUCGUCUCUUGCCCUUUCCCUCCCCCUUGCGGCACUGGUGAGCAGCUCUGUCGCUGUCGCUACGCUGUCGCUGUCGCUAGUGGAUCACCCCAUUGCCGCCAGCGCCAGCACCGGGUCUCUCUCGGACGCUGCUGCAGCUGCUGCGUCAGGGGACCUCUCUUACGAAAACCUGACAGAGCUGGAGAGUGUGCAGUGCGGGCUGUCGCGGGAUCAAAUCGACCACCUGCCGACCCUGCAUGUGGGCACGCAGCAUUCCAGCGACUCAUUUUCGGACGAGUGA
This is a messenger RNA of Closterium sp. Naga37s-1, 567 nucleotides long. The record is from the annotation of a GenBank genome assembly. NCBI's taxonomy places the organism in Eukaryota, Viridiplantae, Streptophyta, Zygnematophyceae, Desmidiales, Closteriaceae.